Messenger RNA from Spirodela intermedia, 5849 nucleotides. NCBI's taxonomy places the organism in Eukaryota, Viridiplantae, Streptophyta, Magnoliopsida, Alismatales, Araceae. The record is from the annotation of a GenBank genome assembly.
AUGAAGACCACCAAAGGAGGGAAGGUGAUGAACCCCACCGACGCCUACCGGAAGGAGCUCCGCAAGAAGGAGCUCAAGAGGGUACGCUCCUCUUGCUCGCUUACUCUUUUAUUUGUGCGUAUAUUUGUUUUACUUUGGACGCUGGGACGAUCCCGGGCAUGUGGCUCUUUGAUUUUGCGUUACCGCGUGGUAUUUGGGCCGACAGUAUUCAUAUUUUAGUUUUAUUUUUUCUAAAAGAUACUUGGAUAGUUCUGGUGUUUCAGUCGACCAGAGAUAUCACCUCAGCUAAUUUGGGAAUCGAGAUUUUAGUUCAAUGCGGCGAGUCUGAGAGCCAUACAUGGAUUAUUUCCUUUUAUUGGGUCGAAUUUGAAGCAAUGCAUGCAUGACAAGAUAUAUACCAUCGAGGAUUCUGACACCGAUAAAGGAUUAGGUCAUAGAUCAAUACAAAAAGAGUUUACUGCUCAAGAUUAAAAUGCAUUGAACCUAGGAGGUGGUAGGUCAGUGGUCAUACUAUCAAUCUAUCAUUGACGCGCAUGCUUGCACUGUCUUAUUGUGCCAUACAAUUAAUAUGUUUUCCGUCACGCCUCCUGUCACCACGAUUGAUGAGUAAUCAUCAAAGGCGUUUGGGUUUUUAUUGGCCAAAAGAUGCAUAGCUUUAUCAAAACUGAAACCUAGACCUAUCGUGUAGUAUAAUCCUAGUUUUAGUCCCGAUUGGCUAUGUUGGACCCUUCUUUAGGUCGGUGUUUUGUUUGGCCUUUUAACAUUUUUAUUUGAUCCAUUGGAUAACAGAACAUUCGUUCAGGUCCAAAUUAGACCGUCGUUCAUUUCAUCUGGUAUCAAGUCAAUUCGAGUUUUCAUGAUGUUGAAUGAUUUUAACAAGCUUCAAACUAGGACAAUGUAUUGAGUCCUGGAUUUUCCCCGCUUCGAAUUGUUUUGAGUUGCACGGUUAUUGCUAAACUUGGUGUUGGGUGGAGAUCUUAUUGAACCUUUGGUUCGUAUUUAUGAAAAGAAUAUUUUAAAGUAUUAUCCGAUUAAUGGAGCCCAAAUGUCAGUCAUGCAAGACAGGACUCCCCCACUACCCCCCUCCCCAAAAAAAAACAGAAUCACAUGCUUUCUUGCAUUGCUAUUAGACAUCUUUUUGCUGGAUAUAUUUUAAAUAUGCAGUUAUCCCUUUCUUGAUUUUGUGGGCACCAUUCAUUCUAUGAAAACUAUAAAAGUAGAAUGUUUGCCAACAUAUUGAUGACGACAGUAGGUGAUUACAAAUGCCUUUAUUUUGAAGAUUAAAAGAACCAUAGAAGCUGUAUAAAUUUUCUUAUUCAAUAUGCACGCGUGGUGACACUUUCACUUACUUAUUUAUUCAGUCUCUUCAUAUCUCACUUUAUCAUAUUUGCAUUGUCCAACAUGUGCCCAUGUCGAUUCAAUGUUUGCACUUCUUCUAAUGAUCUAAGAAGUUUUUUAUCAAGAAUUUUUAUACCGGUCAUUUUUAAGAUUCUAUUUGCGAGUAUCAGACCUGAUUUGCAUGUCAUUCGUAGAUACUUACUGGUAUCGUACUGAAAUAUUUCUUUUCAUCUUUCCUCUGUGUUGUUGACAGAACAAAAAAGAAAGGAAGAAGGUCCGGGAGGUUGGCAUUCUAAAGAAGGAUCCUGAGGCCAUCAAGGACCAGAUUCAAAAAUUGGAAAUGAUGAGUAAGUGAGAUGUGAGAAAUGUGAGAAAAUUGGAAAAUUGAUCCCCUUAGCUCAUGCUAUAUAGUCCCUUCCCUAUGAAACCUGAGAAAUCAUAUGUUGUAUUAUUAGGUCUUCUUUGAAAUACCAUUAGCUUGGAAUCCUUGCUAACUAAGAGGCAAGCAUCCCCUUAACCCAUGCUCUGGAGUCCCCUCCGUAUAAUAAUCAUUUUAUGACCAAAGACUGAUAGCGAUACAUACAUUUUAUCAUGAAAAUCAUCAUUCCUGUAUCUGCAUUAAUAUAUUUAUGAUUUCUUUAGUGGUUUGAUAGUAUAGUAGAGGUCAUUUAUAUAAUAUCUCAAUUUGAUAUGUCGUUCAAGCCACCUUUUGAGAAAUGCUUAUAGCUUUUAACGCAUACUAUCCUGUGAGCUCUGUAAGCUGUUCAAACUCUGAAACCGUUGAGUAUCCUACACCAAGGUGGUGUAGGGCACACAAGAAACUCAAGCACCCGAAGACAGUAGAAUCAGCUCCUUCCUCAUUCCUAGUGAAUCUACGUUUCUUCAUGUCCAAAUAUCCCAGAGUAUUGCACGAGAAGGAUAAGCUACCUCAUCCUAACGCUAUGAUCCCCAUUCUGUCAUAUAUCCCAGUUCAGUUUGUUAUCUUAAAAUGGGUGUGUUGUAACAGAAGUCAGGGGAGAACGGAAAACACUUUGAAUCCACGAGGGAGACUGGGACAAAUAUAGUGGCGAAAUUUUCUAUCUGCUACACAGCAUAUCUCUUUGAACCGGCAGACGGGUUGAUUUAGUUCCUAAUAGGUAGGAUCUGAUCAGGAAUCUACCAGAAGAUGUCAGUUCUGAAAAAAAGAAAGAAACAGUUACUAGACCUAACAAAUGGCAAUGCGUUUUGGACCUAGAUAAAGAGUAUUUGGGUAUUCCAUGCUUUACCCUUUUAGGCCUUCAUUACUUCUUGUAACUUUGUUCUGCAUCGAGGUGAGAAUGGAUGUCAUCAGAGGAUCAUUGUUAAUGCCGCUGUCUGGACAAUUACACUAUUUGGAUAAGUAUACACAAACGAGAAUUUUUUGGUGAUAAUCUCUUUUUCUCACGUUUUGUUUUUUUUUUUAUGUGGCUCCUUUGUUGUGCAUUUGUGAAGCAGGCCUCUGGCAUCUGAAAUGGCCUUUAACUAUUAUAUGUACCUAUUGGUUUUUCUUAUAUGAGAAUUUCGUCAAGCAAUCUUGGUAGUCAUGAGAUAGCUAACAUGGCAUUUACUGCUGCAGAGGCAGAUGGUGCUCUGGAUAAAGCAAGAAAACAUAAGAAAAGACAGCUUGAGGACACUUUAAAUUUAGUUAUGAAGAAGAGGAAGGUACUUGUAUUUUCCAAACAUAUGACUCAUGAUAUUAGCUAUUGGUGACCCAGCGAUCCAUUUUUCAAAAGAGCCUCCGUGUUUCUUCUCUGAUGGUUUGUGAUAACCUUAUUAAGUGAUUACCUAUUUAUUUAUGUAUUGGAUAUUUCUGAUGUGCUUUCUUUAAUGUUGAAAGAUAUUGUACUUUGAUUGUGUAAAUCAAGACUGGAUUGGAUUACGUAUCAUCAUGUAUAAAAUUUGGCUACUGUGAUCUUGACGUGAUUGUAAAAUAAAUGGAGAGAAUUAACUAUGUUUCUGACGUGCCCCCUUGGGUUGUCAUGUGAUAGAGAGAUGCCUGACAAAAGGUUUGGGUAGGAAUUCUGCCCUAAUUCCUUUUGUUCUAUUAUAUAUAAAUAUAACACUUGUUUACAUAAGUCAACUUACGAGACAGGGUUUCUUUUAGAUUAUGCACAUGUUAUUAUCCUAAGUGAGUAAUGGAGCUUCUGUUUUAAGACUCACAUGAAUAAAUGAUUUCAGACUCUACUAUGUACUUUAGUAUGUGUAACUUGUAAUAUGUCUGGUUCUGACGAACAAUGCCAGUGGUAUUAAACAUGAUACCUGUAGCUUUGGUUUUUUUAAACGUGAAUAGAACCACAUAAUCAUUAAAUAACACCAAGAAACAGCGGAUGCGACUCACUGUUUUAUGAGCCCUCAAAAAUUUGGUAGAUGAGCUGUGUACGGCAUUGAGAUGGUGGGCACUUGCGUGCAACCUCAAAUACCUAAAAUAACAUAUUCAUAUCAUGCUCUCUCAUCAUAUAGAGUCUUGCCUACACUUCUAAAUUUGCUGUUGGACAGGAAUAUGAAGAGAAGGCACGGGAGAAGGGCGAAACAUCUGUGAUGUUCAGGUAAUGUUGCUCGAUGAGCCGCAUGUUACUUUCAUAUCAUGGGAAAUGGAUUUUAUUCUUCUCUCAUUGGGCCACGUCAUGCUCACUUUCCAGCCACCUGGGUCCCCCACGUAGACUAACAACAGCAGAAGAGGAGGAGAAGGUCAAACAUCCCCAGCCAGAGGUACUUUGAAUAUGAAGCCAUGAGAGAAAUCCCAGAGAUGGGACUUGUCCUGGACACCUGGUGACACAUAGCUUUGAAUGUUUUAUUGAAUUCAGGACUCUGUUUACUACCAUCCCACGCUAAACCCCACGGGAGCCCCACCUCCUGGAAAACCACCAAUGUACAAAUCUUCAUUAGGUAGGAACAUGAAUUCUUUCAUCCAACUUUGUUGAUAUUUCUACUUCUGUAAUUUAUUCAUAGUAUUUGUAUGUUCGGUGUGGAUUCUGCCCAUCAGGACCUGAGAUUCCCUCGUCUUCAAGUGCUGCGGCGUCAACUUCAAAUCCAGAAUCAGAAGAAAUGCCUCUAGCUGCUCCUCCUCCGCCUCCACCACCACCACCACUGCCGGAUUCUGGCCUUACAUCUGCUGAUGAUUCUGAUUUUCCUCUGUCUAUGCCUCCACCUCCACCUCCACCUCCCCCAACUCAACCAAAACUCUCCCGCGAUUCGAGCUUGUCAUUACCUCCACAUCUGAUACCUCCACCACCUCCGGGCCCGCCACCAAAAGAAAGUCUUGGGAUUCGCCCAAUGAUGCCUCCGCUUCCUCCACCACCUGUUCAACCACCUACACAGUCUGCACAAGAUGAAGAGGAUGAAGAAGACGCUGAAAGUAAAAAUCUAGGAGGAUCUGGUGAGGUAAGUUCCUUUCUAUGGACUUCUCGUCACCUACUGUCUUUGCAUCUUUUCUGAAUAUUUUUGGUAUGCGCAAUUAUUUGCAAUAAUCUGCUCUAAAACCUCAUCUAUAUCUUUGGUAUAUUUCUCAUUAAAUUUAUUAAAACUUGACCCAAAAAAUGAUAUUUCUCAUUAAAUUUCUCAUCUAUAUACUUUAGCUCCUGAGAUUGUCCAAUCAGCGCAGACAUCAUAAAUUUCUCUAUUUAUUUAUUUUUAUUAUUAUUUUGCAGGUUGUAAAGAUACCUCCUCCGCCUCCACCUCCUGGAUUGCCACCUAAGCAGACAAGCCAUCAGUCCAUGACUAUGAACCCUGAAUCCAUUGCCGGAGCCAUUUUGGACACAAACAAUCUCCCCAAGAUGGUUCUGCCACCACCGCCGAGGCAGCCUCCGCCAGGUCCCAUUAGGUUUCCCUUGCAGCCGGAUGUGCUACCACCCGGCGUUUCUCAUAUUCCCUCUGCAGCACCGCUCUUGGAUAUGAGCAGGCCACCUCUGCCACCUCUCCAUGGACACCCGGGUCAACCUUUUCCCCCUGGAAUCAUGACCCCGCUGUUACCAAGGCCACCUUUCCCCGCAGGGCAUGGCCUUCCCCCCAUGUUCAGGCCACCAGUUCCCCCCGGCCAUCCUUUCCCUCAAGAAGAUGAGAUGUUCUUGAAGCCACAGAAGCCCUCUUAUGUCAAGUCAGCCGCCUCAACUGUUGUCAAAAGACCUCUGGCUCAGCACAAUUCAGAGCUCACCUCCAUGGUUAGUGCUGACUAAAUAAAGGACAAUCUGGCUUUGCGCAGGAACCAAAUCCAUGCUUUAUUCUACUGAUCAAUCUGUAACCUUCUUCUCGAUGAAAACAUGAUGGAUCAGGUUCCUGCUUCUGUUCGUGUGAGAAGAGAGACUGCGACGGCGCCGAGGGCAAAGCCGAAGGCGCAACUGCUGGUACCCGGUGCAGGCCCGUCCAGGCAAUCCGCCCCAGCUGCUGCGGUGAAAUCAGAAUCCGCAUCAGCUGCACCUCCCAAGAUGCCGAGCAUGGACGACUCCUACAUGGCCUUCUUGGAGGAUAUGAAGGCGCUCGGCGCACUGGACGGCUAG